UCUUUAAGAUGUGACAAAGCAAUGGUAUCUUCUUUUAAGGAGCUUCCUGAUAGCUUCUGAUUUGUAAUAGGAUCUUUACCCUUCUUUUUGAUAUAUUUUCUAAUAGCUUUUCUUUCGUAAUGAUGGCCAUCAGGAGUGAUCACAGGAUCCUUCAUAAAUUCUCCAGUUAACUCACAUUUGCAACGGUUGAUUAUCUCAAUGAUACCUGCUGAGGCUUUUGAAGUAUCUUCGUUCUUAGGACUAUGAGAGACUCAUUCCCAAGAAUUCACAGAAUUGGGUAUUUCUAACCUAUUAAUUAUUUCAUCCCCAUUAUUUGUCAAAGUAUUUUCGGUAUCUUUACUAUAUUUAUAGCUCAUAGGAGCACUCUUUCCUUGGAGAGGAAUCAGUCUUGGUCUUUUCAGGAUAGAACUUAGUGAGUCAGGCUGCUUAAUUUGAUGUAGGUCAUCCUUAAAAAGAGCAUAAUUUUGUAUCUUGACUUUAUCAAAAGUUUCAGAAAAGGUAUCUCCAAACUCAUCCGAGCCUGUAUCUCCAAUCAAAUUUGCAGAUUUUCACUUUAAUCCUCUACUAGACACAGGUGCUUUUCUUUGCAAUGUUUGC
Molecule: messenger RNA, 597 nt
Organism: Moneuplotes crassus
Lineage: Eukaryota; Ciliophora; Spirotrichea; Euplotida; Euplotidae
Source: the annotation of a GenBank genome assembly